Messenger RNA from Chenopodium quinoa (quinoa), 2423 nucleotides. Its product is annotated as plant-specific TFIIB-related protein PTF2-like. Gene Ontology annotation, molecular function: RNA polymerase III type 3 promoter sequence-specific DNA binding; RNA polymerase III general transcription initiation factor activity. The transcript has a single exon. Gene Ontology annotation, cellular component: transcription preinitiation complex; nucleus; transcription factor TFIIIB complex. Gene Ontology annotation, biological process: DNA-templated transcription initiation; transcription by RNA polymerase III; transcription preinitiation complex assembly. Bases 47 to 1660 code for a protein of 537 amino acids. The record is from RefSeq and is a predicted model, not a curated record. Lineage: Eukaryota; Viridiplantae; Streptophyta; Magnoliopsida; Caryophyllales; Amaranthaceae.
AACCCCUAAAAGACACUCUCUCACGUCUCACCUCAAUUCUCCAUCAAUGGCAGCUUGCCGAAGCUGCAAAUCCAAGGCACUCGUUACCGAUUCUGUCACCGGAGGCACAGUAUGCUCAUCUUGCGGUAUUGUCCAAGAUUUUGACGAUUACCAGCAUACAUUCGGCGGUGUUUCCGGCCCUCAAGGCACCUUUGUUCGUGUUGGAACUUCCGGUACCGGUACCGAUUACUCUUACAAGGAAAGAAAGCUCUAUGAAUCAAAUCAGAUGAUUGAGGACAUCACAUUUCGUCUCAGCUUCGGCGAUAUCCGAACCCGGGAAGUCAAAUCCAUGAUUAAUAAGGUAACUGAUGGUGAAUUUGGAUUAGGUAAUUGGUUUUCUGUUCUUGUUGGUGCUUGUUGUUAUAUUGUUAUGCGUCAGGAUAAUAAAGCAUUGCCAAUUUCUGAGGUUAUUGGGGCUGUGGGUUGUGAAUUGUAUGAAAUGGGGAAAAUGGUGAACAGGGUAGUUGGUUUUUUAGGGUUAGAGUUGAAGGAAUUUGAUUUGGUUGGUUUGUUGGAGAAGAUGAUUAAAGGGUUUUCUGGCUUUAGUGGGGUUGAGGAGGAGAAGAUUGAUUUGAUGGUGAAACAGGGGAUUUUUGUGAUACAAUGUGCUAUUAAGUGGUUUUUGAGUACGGGCCGGAGGCCGGGGCCUGUUGCUGUGGCGGUGUUGGUUUUUGUGGGGGCGGUGAAUGGGGUUGAGGUUCGGAUUGAGGAUGUGGCGAAGGAGAUGAAUGUGGCGAUUAGGACUUGUAAGUUGAGGUAUAAGGAGCUUUUGGAAGCAAUGGUGGAGGUUGCACAAAAUUUGCCUUGGGGGAGUGAUGUGAAUGUUAAGAAUAUUGUGAAGAAUGCUCCUUUUGUAUUGAAGUAUAUGGAGAUGAAGUCGAUGGAGGAUCGAGGUAGAGAGAAAUCAAAGUUUUCAGAUGGGAGUCCGGGGUUUGAUUUGGGUGAUGUAGUUGAGGAGUGUUUGAGUAAGGAAGUUGAGUAUAAAGGGAUUGAUGGUGGUGAUAGUGCUGUUGAUAAUGGCUUGAGAUGUUUAAAUGGAACAGAAGGAUUGGAGAAUUUGAAGGUUUCACAUGGAGAAUUGGCUAAAGUUUACUCAAAGUUCAAGGCUGAGUUUUUGAAUCGUAAUUUAACGAAUAAGAAUGAUACAGUUGACUAUGGAGAUAGACUAGGUGGAUUAGAUGUUGAACUUUUUGAUGAGUGGUGGAGUGGGAGGUCAGAUAUGUGUGAAAAGCUUUUGAUGGAGCAGUUGUUGAAGAAAGAUGUUGGAUUGGAUGUGCUUCCACCGUCUUAUAUUCGUGGUUGUAAUGCAGUAAAAAAGAGGCGGGAAAAGAUAAGAGAGGCUAAGAGGCGCAUCAAUAGCAUUAUCAAUCCCCCGAUUGUUACAUCCAGUAAUGCUUUCCUGCAUAAUGGGUUGGAUGCUCAAUCAUGUAGUAGUGAUGAUAUAAGCACUGUAGAAAAUGUUAGUAGCCGAAAGAAGAGGAAGAAAGGUCAUGAUACUAUUGAUUGGGAAGAUUUUAUCAUUGAGUCACUCUUGUUGCAUCAGGUGAAAGAGGAGGAAAUCGAGAAGGGCCAUUACAAUGCCUUGCUAGGCUUGUAUGUGUUUAAAUCUGGUCUUGUCUAAAACGAGUUGUUUAGAUUCAAUCAGGCACUAAGGUGAAAUUUUCUUAAUACUGUUACUAGGUCAUUUUUGGGGUAAAUUGUAUAGCAACUAUAAGAUUGUGUCUAUGGACAUAUGGUGUAGGGGAAGUUUUCUGACAAAUUAAGCUUUCAUAUCCAAUUUAUAAACAAAUUAAGAUUGUCAAUUUUUUUUCUGUACAAUACGUUCAUGUUUCUUGGCGUAUGACUCUUUGCAACUGCUUACUGCUGUUAUGCCUGAAUACAUCAUAUCUCUUCGUCAACUACCAAUGUCCUGAUUUAAAGUCUAGGGAUGUGGUUUUCAAGACCUAGGUUGAAUUCCACUAACAUCAUUUUCCUUUUGUGAUUCUCUACCAAAUUAGAAAUCUAGCCUUUGUUGAGUAUCGGAUUACUAUUUUGUAGUGGAUUUUAUCUCAUGUAUGAGGGGGAAGCGUCAUAUUUUUAAGUGUUACUAUCUUGCUAUGAAAGAUUUUUUCAGGAGUGAUGCAUUUCCACUGAGUAAAAAGGGGAAGAUAAAGCAUAUUUUGAUCCAGUCAAGCAUAUAAAGCAUGUAUUUUUGAUCCAGUUAGAUCCUUGAAGCUUGAUGUUCUUCGGGUUCUUUAGCUCUAGUCUUUAUAUUUUUAAACUUGGGACGUUGAUAUUGGUUUUACUAUUUUUUGUAAUGAAUCUGCACUCCUAUUAAGAGAGAAUAGCAGCUAUUGAUGAUAAUACUGAUGUCUGUAAAUCUGUAAUGGAAGCUCAGAGAUUAU